UGCUGGGAACGGACCGCUAGUCGCUCUUCAUUUGUUUGCUACGUGUUGCCCUCGUGUUUCGUUGUUCUGUUGUUUUAAGUCUCGCGUUAGAAUCUGCUGGACUUCGCAGAGUGAAGUGGUGUUGCUUUUAACAUUUAUUGGAAUUAAAAUUUCUCUUACAUAUUUUUUCCGUUUUUUAGUUUAAAAUAAAAAAACGAGCAGUUUCAUUAUAUCGUGCUGUUGUCCACCAUCAUUCUUUCGAAAAUCAUUUUUCUAGACAGAUUAUUGAUCAGCUGCCGAUAUAGUUUCAGAAAUAUUCCAAUUUUUUUUUUAAAUAACUUGACGUGUGAUAUCCAUUUUAAUGCAAAAGUGUAAUAAGUGAAACCAUUGGGGAAGUAGUGACAAGUGUGUUUGGUUUCCAGUCAGCAGUGAUACAUAUUUUUCUUCCUGAGCCAUACUUCUAAAUAAACUGCUCCUCUGGAGUCACUGAGGAAAAAAUCAAGAUCUAUCGCUGCCAGAAAAUGCAGGAAAGUGAAGUUCUCGGAAUGGACGGAUCAUGACAGAGGCAUCACCGACUCCAAAGAUGCCGGGGAAGAUGAAUUCGAGGAACUGGUGGGCUCCCUGUCUCUGACGACGCCGCUACCACACCCGGCGAUACCGCUCAAGGGAUCGAAAGGCGCCAAAAUGGCUGACAAUUAUGACGUAGAGAAUCAGGGGCGCCCAGAGUCGGCGCCGGCCGCCACCACCUGCCUCAUGGAGAAACCUGACAUAGACAAGAAAGUGAAGAGACAUAGUAUCCAUGGAAUGAUGGAGGAGGAGAAUGUUAUCCGCCCCCACCAAGAGAUGGCACAGCUAUCGUUGGACGAAAAGAAGUUUCUGCUUGCUGUGGAGCGUGGUGACGUCGCCUCCACCAGGAGGAUGCUCCAGCGUGCUCAGGAGACAGAGUACAUCAACAUCAACUGUGUGGACCCGCUAGGCAGGUCUGCAUUGCUCAUGGCGAUUGACAACGAGAACCUGGAAAUGGUGGAACUGCUCAUCGAGCACAAGGUCGAAACGAAGGACGCACUCUUGCAUGCCAUUUCCGAGGAGUUCGUGGAAGCCGUGGAAGUGCUCCUGGACCACGAGGAGACCUUGCAUCGGGAAGGAGAACCUCACAGUUGGGAAGCUUUGCCGCCAGACACCGCCACCUUCACACCGGAUAUAACGCCGCUCAUCCUGGCGGCACAUCGCGACAACUACGAGAUAAUCAAGAUCCUGCUUGACCGAGGCGCCACGCUUCCCAUGCCACACGACGUCAGAUGCGGCUGUGACGAAUGCGUUACGUCACGACAGGAGGACUCACUGAGACACUCCCGCUCCAGAAUCAACGCAUACCGCGCUCUGGCGAGUCCGUCCCUAAUCGCGCUCUCCUCGAAGGAUCCCAUUCUGACGGCUUUCGAGCUGUCCUGGGAGCUGAGACGACUCAGCUUCAUGGAGCAUGAGUUCAAGUGUGAAUAUCAGGAACUCAGGAAGCAGUGUCAGGACUUCGCGACUGCGCUGUUGGACCACACGAGGAGCUCCUACGAGCUGGAAGUACUGCUGAAUCAUGACCCCACGGGACCAGCCUUUGAGCACGGCGAGCGGAUGCACCUCAACCGCCUCAAACUGGCCAUCAAACUGAGGCAGAAGAAGUUUGUGGCACACCCCAAUGUCCAGCAACUUCUGGCGUCCAUCUGGUACGAAGGAUUACCCGGCUUCCGGCGGAAGAACAUGGUCCUCCAGGCCCUGGAAAUAGUUCGCAUCGGAAUCGGUUUCCCCGUCUUCUCCGCCAUGUACAUCGUCGCACCGCACUCCAAGUUCGGGCAGACCCUGAGGAAGCCCUUCAUCAAGUUCAUCUGCCACUCAGCGUCAUACUUCACUUUCCUCUUCUUGCUGAUCCUGGCGUCGCAGCGGAUAGAGUCUGUGAUUGGCGACUGGUUCGGUGAUGAGGAACAACGACAUAGUCCCCCGGGGCCCAUCGACGUCAGCACCAAGCGGGGGGCACCUCCUUCUAUCGUGGAGUGCUUCAUACUCGCUUGGGUUUGCGGGCUGAUCUGGAGCGAGGUGAAACAGCUGUGGGACGUUGGUUUGGAGGAAUAUGCGAACGACAUGUGGAAUGUAAUUGACUUCGUAACCAAUUCACUGUACGUGGCUACAGUUGCUCUCAGAGUGGUCGCCUAUCACCAGGUUCAGAAGGAAAUGGCUGCCAAGAUGCAAACUACCGAGCUUCCUCGUGAGGACUGGGAUACAUGGGACCCCAUGCUCAUAUCAGAGGGCCUCUUCUCUGCUGCCAAUAUAUUCAGCUCACUGAAACUAGUGUAUAUAUUUUCUGUGAAUCCGUACCUGGGUCCUCUUCAGGUUUCCCUCAGUCGAAUGGUCCUGGACAUCAUGAAGUUCUUCUUCCUCUAUGUUUUAGUUCUUUUUGCCUUCUCCUGCGGUUUGAACCAGCUGCUGUGGUACUAUGCAGAUAUGGAGAAGCAGCGCUGUCCUAAUGCAACAACUACAUUUGAUCCCAAGAACCCCAGUGACCCAGAUGCAUGUGUUGUGUGGAGACGAUUUGCAAAUUUGUUUGAGACGACUCAGACACUAUUCUGGGCUGUGUUUGGCCUCAUUGAUUUGGACAACUUCGAGUUAGCGGGCAUCAAGAGUUUCACCCGGUUCUGGGGCAUGCUGAUGUUUGGAACUUACUCUGUCAUCAACAUUGUCGUUCUCCUGAACCUCCUCAUCGCUAUGAUGAACCACUCCUAUCAGCUCAUUUCCGUAAGUUCUGAAAGGGCAGAUGUUGAAUGGAAAUUUGCACGGAGUAAGCUUUGGAUCAGCUACUUUGAAGAGGGUGGCAGUGUUCCACCACCAUUCAACAUAAUUCCAACCCCCAAAAGUGUUUGGUACUUUAUACAAUGGCUGCAUCGCAAAUUGUGUGGCCACUCCAGAGCAGCUAAGAAGGAACACAUGAGAACGAUACGGCGGAAGGUGAAACAGGCAAGUGAACGGGACUUUCGCUAUCAGAGUAUCAUGCGAAAUUUGGUCCGGCGGUAUGUGACAGUUGAACAGCGUAAGGCAGAGGGUGAAGGGGUAACAGAAGAUGAUGUCAACGAAAUCAAACAAGACAUCUCAGCGUUUCGUUGCGAGCUUAUUGAGAUAUUGAAGAACUCUGGUAUGAACACCUCCACAGCGUCCGGCACUGGAACAGGGGCUGGAGGAAAGAAGAACCGUCAGAAAGAGCGUCGCUUGAUGAAAGGCUUCAACAUUGCACCAGCGCCAUCAAGCACAACUCAGCUGCCAACUGUAGCUGAAUUCAUGGCCAAUCUGCAGCAGCACCAUGAACACCACGUGUCCACACACCAUCUUCAGGACAUCUUCGGUUCCACAACAUCUGCCAUAUUUGGCAGCAGUCUUGGAUCCAGUUCUACACCAAAGAAGUCACAUCAACACCCUAACAACAACUCCUCGAGCGGUGGUGGAGGAAAUGGAGAUCAUCAUACCCAUCGUGGGGGUUUCGGACGUUUGCCAAGGCUUCAUAUCAAGAGAUCAUCAUCCCAUAAGCGCCGCUGGGGAACGUUAAUUGAGGCUGCAAAGUCAGGGCGGGUUAGUAGAUUGAUAGGCAGGAGUCGAUCGGAAGACUCUGUGUGCAAUAGCCACUGUAGGAAUGAUCACAACAUACAUUGCAGUAAUCACAGCCACAGCAACAGCCCUGCAUCUGAUGACAUCACAGAAUCGCCAUCGGAUUCUAAUCCAAGCUUGGUAGACGCGCCAACACAAACUGUACCCCACAGUGGAAUAGGUAUGGCUGCACUAGCAGCACUUAGGAAAAGGCGAAAGAAAUUCUCAGCUUCUAGAAAUAUGAACAUGGCAGACAGUGGGGGGCAUCCCAUAGCACCCCAAUCAUGUUGUGUCAUGAAGGGAGGGAAGAAGCAGCUUCAGCGGGCGUCCAGUGUUCCUACAAGAGCGUCAGAAGUUGUCACAUUAAUAUCUCACCGCCAUGAACAGACACAGUCACAACAGCACUCAGUAGAAUUAGGUAACAAUGAGACACUUACGCCGUCCACAACUGAGGAAAGUGUAACCGCAUAUUCAACAGGUGUUGGGGGUGGUGUAAGUGUGGGGUCUAAUUCAAGGGAGCCACUUUUAGCUAUGGGAAGUAUGAAUCCUGCUAACCAUAACACAUCAUCGCAAAGUUCUACACAGCAACAGCCGCAGGGCUCGCAAAACAAAUCACAUAAUGGAGCAGUUGUAGUGUUGCCAAACUUGCCAGGAAUUCAACCUGUAAGUGGGCACAAUAUGUCAGCAGGUUGGCUUUGAAGUGUGCAUAUUUGGGUAAGUGAAUUCACUCUGAUGUAGGCACCAGACAGAAGGGGGCAAUUCCAUCUGUUUCAGUUCAUAUUUUGCAGCUUGGAGGCAAAAUUUGCCCCUGAGUACUAUGCUAAUGUUGAGUGAACUGCAGGGUUAUUACAAAUAAGAUAAAUACUUUUAAAAUUGUAUUUUGAACUAACAGUCCAACGAAAGUUGUUUUAGCAUCAGUAGAAACAGUGACUUCAGUUUUCUUAAUUUCGUAAUUAUUCAUUAUGAGCAUAUUGAUAAUUCUGACAUUCAGGUAACACUGAAAUCCACACCAAGCUUUAACAAGAGAUCUUAUUCAGUUGAUAUGUCGUUGUUUCUCAAUAGAGUGAAUGUUUCAAGUCACCAAGCUCAUUUUUUAAGGAUGUAACGUGAACAUUUUAUUUAAGAUAGCCCUGUAGCAGCAGUUUGAUCAGAAGACCUAAGGGUUCUUAUGUCAGGGCUCCCACAGCCAACUUAUUUUCCAGGAAAUGUUUAUAUCCUGUUAAAAUCAUAUCAUAUGAUAUCCUUUUAUAAUACAUCCAUUGCUAAUGCAGUAAACAACGUUUUCCUUGAUUCAGUUUCAUUUGAUUCUAAUGCAACUUUUGUAAGGAAAUUAGUUUCUUCAAAAUAAGUUUUUUAAAAUUGUAUAUUUAUUUUUUUAAAACUGACUGUACUGUCCUGAGCAGCAUUUCUCUAUGAAAGUGUCUCACCUGUACGUUGUCCCGUCCUCAUUUCUCUCCCAGACCAUAUUGUAAUCAAAUUGGCUUGCACAAAUUUGUUAUAUCUCAGUGUUUCUUAACUUUAUUUAGUUGAUGCACCCCUUGAUCUCAGAGUGAAAUUUCCCUUACUCUCAUUAUAAGAAUGAAAAUUCAUGUACCCUUUCUUCAGUGGCAACUUCAUUUUUAUCUCAGAUUACAUGUAACCGGGCAUUAUAAACAUGACGAUAUACAGAGACUUCAUUUAAAAAAAAUGUCAUUUCUUCAAUAUGCAGGAAGAAUUGUACAAAGAAAAUUUUGAGAUGCUAUUUUAUCCCUUUGGGACCUGUGUUUGACAAUGCAUGAAAUAUGUCUUGUGUACCUUUUUGAAGCUUCUAAUACAUCCAGUUUAGAACCUCUUUAUUAUUCGUACGGAAUAGCCCUAAAUGGGGACAAUAAUAAUAAUAAUAAUAAUUUGACAUACAUAAUUGUUACACGGGCACAAUUGGAUAAGUCAGUUGAAAAGAGCCAGUCACUACAUGACAACAACUAUUAAAAAAUGUACAGAACAAUAUACAAGACAAUGUACAAUACAGUACAAUACAGAAUAUGAUACACUGCACUCCCAAUCUUUGAACAAAAUGCAGCAUGUACUGAAGUAUGGCUUGUUUUGAUAUCAAUAUAGGGUAAUGGUACUUCAUGAGAUUUGGAGUUCUCCUAGCAGUGGCUAUGGGAUAUAACAACACGUAGUCUGGUAGCUGACUACUCAGAUUUCAUGUUCUGCCAUACUCCGAGUAUGCCAGGAGUAUGCCAUUGUUCAGGCAUCUUUUCUUCAUAUUGUAAUAAAAUAUUUUCACUUUUCCACAUCAACAUACCACACACAAUUUUAGCUAGGACAGUUCUUUACAAAAAUUAAUAAUUUUGCUAGGUUUGAGGUUCUCACAGAGGUGGCUAUGAAGAUUACUGCCUUCUGGGUUGUGACACUAUACGUAUUGCUGUAUUGUGUGGUAAAUCAUUACCAGCAUUUUGGUGGAGCCUGCUGACUCCAUCUUGAUGGUAGAAGAGGGGUGAGGUGUGUAGAAGAGUGGUUCUUCUUUCCUGAAUGUUGAAGCAGCAGGUCCCUGCAAAAUGCUGGUAACAGUCUGACACAAUACAGUGUCACAUCCAAGAAGAGAGUAAUAUUUCACUAAUUGCUUUGUUUUCAUCUUUCAGAAUUUAGAGGAAGUCAGACAGGCAUGAAAAUUUGUCCAUUCUGUUUCCUCUCAUGUCCUGUUUAUUGGACCACAGCUGUAGCUUUCUGCAUUGUCAGAUAAUAGUUGAAAAUUGUGAGAAAUAAGAUCCUAGGAAGAGACCAUAUUAUUUA
This is a messenger RNA of Cryptotermes secundus, 6372 nucleotides long. RefSeq names its product transient receptor potential-gamma protein (gene Trpgamma). Lineage: Eukaryota; Metazoa; Arthropoda; Insecta; Blattodea; Kalotermitidae. Gene Ontology annotation, molecular function: protein binding; inositol 1,4,5 trisphosphate binding; store-operated calcium channel activity. Gene Ontology annotation, cellular component: cation channel complex; membrane. Gene Ontology annotation, biological process: regulation of cytosolic calcium ion concentration; calcium ion transmembrane transport; manganese ion transport. The transcript is spliced from 19 exons. The record is from RefSeq and is a predicted model, not a curated record. Bases 664 to 4296 code for a protein of 1210 amino acids.